AUGAGGGUCAAAGUUCAAAUGGUCGCCAGUUCACUUACAUAGUGUUGUAGAUGGGAGGGGUUGAAAAGAGUUUAAAAAGAAGACAAACAACAACGGUUUUAUAUGGGCAAAUCGUCUUAAAAUGUUUUUAUUAUAAUAAUUAUUCUAAGAUGUAUAAUUCUAAUAUAUUUAUUCUCAAAUUUUGCUUUCUUCAUCAUCCAAAUGGUGAGCAGUGCACUGGGCUGACCACUAGGGGCUUUCUGCCAACUCGUAUUUCUUUGUUGUGAAAAGCGGGAAAGCCAACCUUCGUAGUUGGCACUCAACGUGAUCUCAUUCUCAUUUGGGCGUUGCCGGUGGCUGUGAGGACAGCUGGAGUCCACAGAGAUUGAAAUUAAUGCAGUGCAAGUUCUGCAAAUUCAGCCAUGACGUCGAAGCUGUUCUGGUGAAACACUAUCGACUUCAUCACAGAGGUUCGACCUGGCCUUGCAUCCACAGGGACUGUUUUUGUACUUUCAGAACCAUUAGUGCUUUGAAAUCACAUAUUUCAAGAUUGCACAGGACUGUCCAAAGGCAGGAAAAUCUAUCAUUUCAGUGCUCGUUGUGUGACUACAAAGACAUUUGCUGUAAAAAGAAAGUAUUAACUCAUUUGCACCAUCAUCUUAGACUCAGAGAGACCGUGUCUUACCCAUUUGUAGGCUGCAGCUUUGCAACCAACCGCCUAAAUAGUUUUACAGGACAUACUUCACGGAAUCAUAAAAGCCAUAAUCUUAGAAAUUUUCUGACACCAGUCAGGGUAGUUAAUGAUUUUCCAUCUGACGACAUAGCCCAGCCAUGUAGUGUUGAUCCGGAAGCUGGAGUGUCAUUGACAUGCAGUCCUAGUUUGGAUUCCACAGAAAACGGUCGACCUGAUUGUGCGCAGAAUGUAGACUCUGAAAUACUUCAGCACAAAUUAGCUUCCCUUUUUCUACGCAUGCAAUGCGUACUACAUGUGCCAAAACAUGCAAUACAGGCAAUUAUAGAUGAAUUUAGUGAUAUUUUGUCCUUUUCCAAGUUUCACACAACUAAAAUUCUCAAAGACGUUUUAGCAAAACACAAUAUUGAAGUUGAGGAAGAUGUUAUUCAAGAGAUAAGUAGCACUGUGUUUGAAAAAAAUCCAGUACUUGUUACAACAGCAGAAAAAGGUGCAUUAUCAACAGAUUAUAGAAGGAACAGAUAUUUCAAGGAACAUUUCUCCAUCAUUGAACCAACUGAGUUAUUGUAUGACCGGACUUCAAAAAAAGCAUUUGUUUAUGUUUCUGUGAAUGAGGUUAUUGAGCUUUUGUUGAACAGAGGAGAGUUUCUUGAAAAACUUGUUUUCAGUGAAGAGUCUACUCCAGGGAUUUACAAGACUUUCCAAGAUGGUUCUUACUUUCAGCAAAAUUUUGGAGAAAAUGAGCUACAUAUUGCAUUGGGAUUAUAUAUAGAUGAUUUUGAAUUGUGUAACCCAUUAGGCACAUCGAAGAAAAUCCACAAAAUCACUGCUGUUUAUUGGGUUAUUCUUAAUCUGCCCUCAAAGUUUCGUUCCACUUUACACUCCAUUCAUUUAGCUCUUCUUGGAAAGACUUGUGAUGUCAAACAGUUUGGUUUUGAAAAAUUUUUUAAUCCUUUAGUUAAGGACUUAAAGUCACUGGAACAAACAGGGGUCUUUGUGCAAACUUUGGACAACUAUGUAAAAGGAUCAGUAUUUUGUGUCUGUGCAGAUAAUUUAGGAGCUCAUGGACUGGCCGGCUUUCAGGAAAGUUUCAAUGUAAAGAAUUUCUGUAGAUUUUGUUUGACAAAUCGAGGUGAAAUAGCAACUACAGCAAUUUCUGAUUUUCAGCUACGCUACAGAGAACAGCAUGAUACAUUUCUGCUACAACUUUGUCAAGAAAAUGUUCCACAUGUGAAUGGUGUUAAAAGUGAAUGUGUGUUAAGUAAGCAUCUGUCAAAUUUUCACCCUGUCACGGGUUUUCCUCCAGACAUAUUGCAUGAUUUUUUUGAAGGUGUCAUUCCUGUUGAACUGUCUCUGUGUCUGAAAGAGUUAAUUUUGAAAGGCUUUUUUUCUUUAGAGAGACUAAAUAGCCUUAUCAAUUCAUUCCCUUACAAAUAUUCUGACAGGUUAAAUAAACCAAAGGCAAUUUCUAAAGCAAAUUUUGAAAAGGGCAGCAUAGGUGGCAAUGGCCAUGAGAAUUGGUCUCUCUUACGAUUCCUCCCUCUUCUCAUCGGAAAGAGCGUCCCAGAACAAGAACCCGCAUGGGAAAUACUGAUGGACCUUAAAGAAAUUGUUGAAAUUGUUGUCAGACCUGUUUUGUCAGAGGAAAUAUUGAACUACUUGGAGAUCAAGUUGUCUGAUCACAGAAGCCUGCUCACAGCCACUUUUCCUGCUUUUAGCCUGCGUCCAAAGCAUCACUUUGCUGAACAUUAUCCUUACCUACUACGAUGCUUUGGUCCAUUAGUGGAAUUAUGGACAAUGAGGUUUGAAUCGAAACAUAGCUUUUUCAAGAAGACUAUGCAUGAUGCUCAAAACUUUAAAAAUGUGCUCCUCACACUGUCCACAAAACACCAGCAGAUGAUGGCCUGCUUGUUUGAUAGUCAGAGUCUGUUCAAGUCAAUGUUACAUGUGGAGAAAGUAACUGACAUCAAAACAUCUUCUUUGGAUGCUCCCCUGCGCGCAGUUAUUAAGAGACACUAUCCACAUCUUGAGGCUGUGUCCCUUUCCAAAGACAUUUAUUUUCAUGGGACCCGAUAUGUUGUGGAUAUGAUUCUGUCAUCUGGGCACUGCAGUGGACUGCCAGAGUUCUAUAAGAUCGUGACCAUAAUUGUUAACCCAGAAAAAGCAGCCUUUGUUGUCAAAAAGCUCACAUCUUGGUACCUUGAACAUUUUAGGUCUUAUGAGCUUAUGGAGAGCAUCUAUGCAAACAUUGAGAUUUUUGAUCCUCAGGCUCUUAACGACUACCAUCCAUUGGUUUCCUACACUGUGGGAGGCAGGGUGUUGGUGACUCCAAAAGUGUGCCUGCUCCAUUGAAGUGACAAGAAUGGUAAGUGAACUCUGAUGACGCAUUAUUCACAGAACUCUUGCUCUAAUUGUCAUUUUUGCCCUUUCUCCCAUUUGAACAAGAUGCAUAUGCUGCCUGUCAUUAUUUUGACAUUUUUCUGUUUAACUUCCUUUUUUCCCCCUCCUGAGUGGAUUUAUGGACUUGUUUCACCUGUUUGUUUUUUUUUUUCUGUUCAACCUCCACCCCUGCCUGUGUUUUUUUGUGGGGUUUCUUUGGUUUGUUUUUUUUAGACAAAAUAAGACAAGUUUGAUUCGCUUUUGUUUGUGAAUCGUUUUUUACUCCCUGUAAGCUAACCCUUAAGUGUUUUGUCCUUGUUUCUGGUUACACAGGCGGGGAUUCUGCUGCUGGUGAAAAUCUCCACAAGAAUGUCCCGCAAAAUGGCACUUCCUGUUGUACCGGAAUCAGUUGAAGAGCUGCAAGAAAUUCUUCAGGAGAAACUUCAACUUCAAGGCAGCUUCACACUACAGUA
This is a messenger RNA of Acanthopagrus latus (yellowfin seabream), 3522 nucleotides long. RefSeq lists its product as uncharacterized. The record is from RefSeq and is a predicted model, not a curated record. NCBI's taxonomy places the organism in Eukaryota, Metazoa, Chordata, Actinopteri, Spariformes, Sparidae. Bases 374 to 3022 code for a protein of 882 amino acids. The transcript is spliced from 2 exons.